Molecule: messenger RNA, 2640 nt
Organism: Aedes albopictus (Asian tiger mosquito)
Lineage: Eukaryota; Metazoa; Arthropoda; Insecta; Diptera; Culicidae
Gene: MFS3
Product: sialin
Exons: 4
Coding region: 457-2004 (515 amino acids)
Biological process (GO): transmembrane transport; monoatomic anion transport
Cellular component (GO): membrane
Molecular function (GO): transmembrane transporter activity
Source: RefSeq, a predicted model, not a curated record
CGUCCGUACCAUCGUAAGCUCAGUGGAGACAGACGCGCAUUUUCCACGGCAACCGAUCAUCCAUUCUCUCACGAACCGCGUCGGCAGUCGGACGUAGGUAAAACUGUGCGACGAAGCGUUUUACACCGCGUGGCGUUGGCUGUUCUGUCUGUUCCCUCUCAAUCGAACCUUUUCCUCCCUGCUGAGGUGUGGUGUGUAGUCAAAGAACGACGCGCGUAUAGAAGAAGAACCGGCGUGGAAAGAAGAUUUUCUCCUUGUGAAUUUUGACCGCGGUCGUUGGCUGUUGGCUGUUGGAAGAAGCCGCCUAGUGAGUCGAGAUUUUCGAGUGAAAGUGAUAUGAAAGUGUGAAGGAUUUAUUGGGCAAUUUGGUGCUGACAGAUUGAACGUGUUCGAACCGAGGAUUACCAUCUUAGCAGAUCUUAACAGCAAGACAGGAAGGAAGGAUACGCAACCACAAUGGGAGACCACGCAGUGCCUCCGAAGGGAAAUGUCCUGGGAUCGCUGGUCCCGGCCCGUUACAUCCUAGCCGUGCUCGGUUCCAUCGGUAUGGCUAUCAUUUACGGGCUGAAGGUGAACCUGAGCGUGGCCAUGGUGGCCAUGUUGAACCAUUCGGCACUGGCCCACGGUGGCGCCGCUCCGGUUCACGAGAUGACCGAAAUGCACAGCACCGAAGAGGUCUGCAGCCAGUCUGGAAAUUCGACGGAAGCGGUCGAGGAUGGCCCCUUCGCCUGGAGUGAACCCCUGCAGGGCACCAUUCUCAGUUGCUACUUCUGGGGAUACUUCGUGUCGCAGAUUCCCGGUGCCCGCAUCGCCGAGAGCUUGUCCGCCAAGUGGGUCAUGUUCUUCUCGGUGUUCAUCAACGUGAUCUGUACACUGUUGACUCCGGUCGCGGCCGAACUGCACUACGGAGCCAUGAUUGCGAUGCGUAUUGGCGAAGGCAUUGGCGGAGGUGUGACGUUCCCGGCUAUGCACGUCAUGUUGGCCUCGUGGGCUCCUCCAAAUGAACGAUCGGUUAUGUCGGCCAUUGUGUACGCUGGAACGGCGUUGGGUACGGUUAUUUCGAUGCUGAUGGCCGGUGUUCUGGCUGGAAGCUUGGGCUGGGAGUCGGUGUUCUACGUGAUGGGAGGCUUGAGCUGUAUCUGGUUGGUCUUGUGGGUGUUAUUGGUUCAGGAUAGCCCGAGCAAACAGGCAUUGAUCAGCGCCGAAGAGCGAACUUUCAUCACCUCGUCGUUGGGAGGCGAAGGAGGAUCUGGUCAUGGUGGAGCCAAGCCGGCCAUUCCAUGGAAGAAGGUCUUCACGUCGGCGCCAUUCUACGCUAUUCUGAUUGCCCACGUCUGCAACAACUGGGGCUGGUACAUGCUGCUGAUCGAACUUCCGUUCUACAUGAAGCAGGUGCUUCAGUUCAACAUCAAGGAAAACGCCGUGGUCACUGCCAUUCCCUUCUUGACCAUGUGGUUCUUCAGCAUGGCCCUCAGUAAGACUUUGGACGCUCUUCGCGCUCGCAAGAAGAUCAAUACCACGAUCGCUAGAAAGACCGCUACUCUGAUCGCGUCGGUUGUUCCCAUGUGCUGUCUGUUGGCUCUAUGCUACAUCGGAUGCAAUCGUGGAGCAGCUGUUGCAUUGAUGACCCUGGGUAUUACUUCGAUCGGUGGCAUGUUCUGCGGCUUCCUGUCCAACCACAUCGAUAUUGCACCGAACUAUGCUGGAACCCUGAUGGCCAUCACCAAUACUGCAGCGACACUGCCUGGCAUUACCGUGCCCAUCUUUGUCGGCCAGAUCACCCAUGGAAACCAAACGAUCGGAGCCUGGCGUGUCAUCUUCUUCGUGACGAUCGGCCUCUACAUCAUCGAGAUCUUCGGCUACACCUUCUUGGGCUCUGGAGAAGAACAGCCGUGGAACAAGGGUGACAAGACAAAUAAUGGUGCCGUUGAAAAUGGUGAGGCGGAAGCAACACCACUCAAUACAAAGGAAACGAAACCCAGCUACACAAACCAAGAAGAGUAAAAUGUGCUGCUCAGCUCAGAGGGCACAGAAUUGAACCGACCCAGUGAAUCAACCCACAUGACAAGGGGAUGGCAUCACCCUGUCAGGAUGAUGCCAGAAAAGCGACAAAAACGAUAUCAAAGCUCUUGUUUCUUACUUGAGAUUUUUCUUAACUUUUACUGCGAAACAAACUUCAAUUUUAGAGUUACUUAUUUUUGCGACAACUAUGGUACUUUUACAUAUAAAUACUUACUAUAUAUACAAGAGGGAAAGUCAAUUUUACUUAAGUUUCUCAAAUAACAAGCAAAGAUUUUUUAACAGAAUAUGUUUUGUUUUGAAAUUUUAACUUAUCAACAAAGAGGAAACCCAUACCGCCGAUCGAUCCAAAUGCUGCCAUAUGCAAACUUUUAAAUAAUUUGAUUACAAACACAAAAAAAAACUUAAAGCAGAAACCUACGGCUGAACGGUCAGAUCCCUCUAAAAACCUACUUUAGGAACCAAGCAAUUAAAAGUUACUUGAAGAGACUUUCUAUGAACUAAAUUGCAAGCAUUUAGCUAAACAAAUUAAUAAUCAAACAAAGAAAACUGUAAAAUGAGAAAAACAUGUUAGGUAAUACUACUAGGCGCACCUAUGAAAUGCUUUAACUGAGGAAAGGA